GCCAUUACCGAAUCACAGUCUCCAUACUGCUCCUCUGUCUACUGGGUCAGACUCGGUGCAAAAAAAAAACGGACCGAGAGUCAGUGUUUCUGUGGCCGGCUGAGAGGCGUGUUUGUCGGGAUUGAGCGCCAGCGCAUCCCCGCCUCUGUCACACUGCGCGCGGUGACGGACUCCGCCGUUAUACGCCCCCUGGCGAGAUGUCUUCCUCGGACGAGGAGAGCCUGAGCGAACGUUCGUGUGUGAGCGAGCGUUCGUUCCGCAGCGAGAGGUCUGGGGGCUCUCUCUCGCCCUGCGCCCACAGCACAGCCGGGCCCAAAGGGGACACUCUGCCCUGGAACCUAUCCAAACAUGAGAGACGCAAGCGCAAGAGCCAGGACUCAGUGCUGGACCCCGCAGAGAGGGCAGUCGUGCGAGUCGCAGAUGAACGGGACAGGGUGCAGAAGAAAACUUUCACAAAAUGGGUCAACAAACAUCUCAUAAAGGUGCGGAAGCACAUCACAGACCUGUAUGAGGAUCUAAGAGAUGGGCAUAACCUCAUUUCCCUGCUUGAGGUGCUGUCUGGCGUCACAUUGCACAAGGGGGCAUCAACUCUGCGGAGAACGUCUGUGUGCUCACCCCCACUCAUCCUGCUGGGUGUGGAGGAUGAGGAGGAUGGAGCUCAGGGACCCAGGGAAAAGGGUCGCAUGCGAUUUCACCGACUCCAGAAUGUGCAGAUCGCCUUGGACUUCCUUAAGCAGAGACAGGUCAAAUUAGUGAAUAUACGCAAUGAUGACAUCACAGAUGGGAACCCGAAGCUGACACUGGGACUGAUCUGGACCAUCAUCCUUCACUUCCAGAUUUCUGAGAUCUAUGUGAGCGGUGAGUCAGGGGACCUUACCGCGAAAGAGAAGCUGCUACUAUGGAGUCAGCAGGCCACAGAGGGCUAUCGUGGUCUCCGUUGUGCCAAUUUCUCCUCCAGCUGGAGCGAUGGACGCUUGUUCAAUGCUCUUCUGCACAGAUACAGGCCGGACCUGAUUGACAUGGAAGUGGUUGCGCAACAGAGUAACCGUGAGAACCUGGAACAGGCCUUUGAGAUUGCAGAGUCGUUAGGGGUAACACGACUUCUAGAUGCUGAAGAUGUUGAUGUGCCGUUGCCAGAUGAGAAAUCUGUUAUCACGUAUGUCUCCUCCAUCUACGAUGCUUUCCCCAAGAUCCCAGAGGGUGGAGAAGGCAUUGCAGCUAACGAUGUUGACCAGCGAUGGACUGAAUACCAAUCUGGCUUCUCUUCUCUGCUGCAGUGGACCAGACAACAUACAGCCCUCAUGACCAACAGGAGCUUCCCCCACAAUCCUGUGGAACUCAAGGCACUUUACAAUGAAUAUGUCCACUUCAAAGAAACCGAGAUCCCUGCAAAAGAAAGAGAGAAGAGCCACAUUGAGCACCUUUACAAGCUUCUGGAGGCGUGGAUAGAGUUCGGGCGCAUUAAGCUGCCUCCAGGGCUACACCCUAAUGAUCUGGAGGAGGAAUGGGGAAAACUGAUCCUGGAGAUGUUGGAGAGAGAGAAAGCGCUGAGGCCUGCUGUGGAGAGGUUGGAGAUACUCCUACAGAAGGCCAAUAAGAUCCAGAACAUGGCUCUAGAUUGUGAGGAGAAACUCACAUUGGCGAAGAACACUUUGCAGGCUGACAUGUCUCAGCUAGAGAGUGGGCAGCCCGUUCGCUGUGAGAAUGAAUUGGGGAUGUAUCUGCAGGACUGUGAGGCUUUAGUCAGACAGCUUCACCUUGACCUGCAGGCCCUCAGAGAUGAGAAGUACUACCAAGUGGAGCAGCUGGCAUUCAGGGUGUCAUGUUUGCAGGAGGAGCUGGUCUCUUUGCGCCUGCAGUGUGCCAGUGUGUACAGGAAGGGUCAUUUCGCCACAGGGGGUCUGCUGGGAGAGCACGCGGGUCAGAAGGGUUCUUCAGGGCGUCUGGCUACACUGGGAGCACAAACGCUUCUGGGAGCAGUGGGAGCUGUAGCAUCCCUGCUCAGACGGCCGAUGACUCGUGCAGACCUGGUAGCCAUGUCUUCCUCUGAGGAUGAAGGCAGUCUGCGCUUCAUCUACGAGCUGUUGGGGUGGGUGGAUGAGACGCAGGACCUGCUGGAGCGAGCUGAGUGGGGUUCUGAUCUACCCUCUGUAGAUCAGCAUCUGCAAGACCAUCACAUCAUUCACACGGCAGUGGAAGAUCUUCUGAAUAGCCUCAAAGAGGCUCGAAACUAUGAGUCAAGGGUCUCGCCUAAUUUAAGUAGCAGUUACUCUGAGACUCUAUCCAAGCUGGAGAACCAGUAUUGCAAACUGCUGGAACAUUCGUCAUGGCGACUGCGUUGCCUAGAGAGCCUUCGAGCUUUUGUGUCCCACUGCACUGAGGAGCUGAUCUGGCUCAAUGAGAGGGAGGAGGAAGAGCUGGCCUUCGACUGGAGCCACAGCAACACCAACAUGGCUGCCAAAAGAGAGCAAUAUUCUGACAUGAGGUCAGCGCUGGAGGAAAAACAGGAAGUGAUGCACUCUCUCCAGGAGACAGCUGACCACAUGUGUCAAGAGAACCACCCAGCCAAACAAACAGUAGAGGCCUACAGUGCUGCCCUGCAGACCCAGUGGCAGUGGAUCAAAGAGCUCUGCAUAUGUGUGGAGCAGCAUCUCAAGGACAACACUACCUACUUCCAGUUUAUGAGUGAUGCACGGGACUGUGAAAGCUAUCUACGUCAGUUACAAGACACCAUUAAGAGACAGUACACCUGUGAUAAAAACAGCAGACUAGGCAGAUUGGAAGACCUGCUGCAGGACUCCAUGGAGGAGAAAGAACAGUUGAUUGAAUACCGCAGCACAGUGGCCAGUCUUGUAGGUCGAGCCAAGUCUGUAGUCCAGCUCCGUCCACGCAGUGCAGAUAGUAACCUGAACACCACCGCACCCAUUCGUGCCAUCUGUGACUACCGACAAAUAGAGGCCAACUCUCAGAUCACGAUCAGCAAGGGAGAGGAGUGUGUAUUGGAGGAUAACUCUCAGCGGACUAAGUGGAAGGUCAUCAGUCCCACAGGAAAUGAGGCCAUGGUGCCAUCUGUGUGUUUCACCAUUCCGCCCCCUAAUCAGGAAGCCAUCGACACUGCCAGCAGAAUGGAGCAGAUGUACCAGAAUGUCAUGUCUCUGUGGCACCAGCAGCAUGUCAACAUGAAGAGCGUGGUCUCCUGGCACUACCUGCAGAAAGACAUACGAAAUAUUUCCUCCUGGAGUCUGGACACAAUGCGCUUGCAGGCUCCAGAAGAGAGACAGCAGGCUUUAGACAACCUCGACGCCCACUUGUCCGACUUCCUUACGGACAGUCACGAGAGCUCCCUUUUCACGCCAACUGAGCGCUGUGAGCUGGAGAGAGAAACUGAGAGCUGCCGUGAACGUUGCCAAACACUGCAGGUCUCUUUGGAGACAGUGGAAAAGGAUGAGUUGGCCUCUCGUGCUUACCUCUCAGAGCUGAAGAGCAUCAGGUCCCAUCUGGAGGACGCAGAGAGCAGACUGAUGCGUGGCCUACAGACUCCACACCCCAGCACAAUAUCAGGAGACGUCGCAGACAAUGCAGUUCACAUAGCAGAGCAAGAGAAACUUCAGCAGGAUCUGAAAGGACUUCAGUCAGAUUUGGGUGAGGUGUCUCGUCGCUGUGUGAACUUCUUUGAGGAGAAGCCUUCCUCUUCUAAUGUGCCUGUCCUACGCUCUGAGCUCAACCUGGCCGUUGAGCACGUAGAGAAACUCAACUCCCUCUCCUCUGUUUAUCUGCAAAAGUUGAAGACGGUUGAUGUGUUGACGAGAAGCCUGGAGGUUGCAGAAAGUCAGGUGAGAAAGUAUGAGAGUCGACUGAGUGAAGAGGAUAUGGUGCCAGCUGAUACUGCUGCAAUCCAGGCCUUGAGAGAGCAAUUAAAGAAAUGGCAUUCAGAGCUGGAGGAGCAGGAUCACAUAUUCAAGAGUCUGAGUUUAGAGGUCCAGCAGGCUAGAGAGGUCAGAAACCAGCUCAUCAAACUGCACCCUGACCGCAGUCCUGAACUGGACCGCUACCAGGAGAAAGCACAACAGCUUACAGAGAGGUGGAGCGGAGUGAGCAGGCAAAUGGAGACACGGCAAGCAGAUCUGGAGAUGCUGGGUUCGGUGCUGCAGCAGUACAGAGAAGGCCACAGCUCUCUUAUCCACUGGAUAGAGGACACCACCAAAAAACAGGAGAACACGCAACCUGAGCAGACGGACAGCAGAGCUUUGUCAGAACAGCUUGCACAGCAAACAGCCUUGGUGGCUGAGAUAGAACAGAACCAGGUCAAACUGGAUGAAUGCCAGACGUACUCUAAACAGUACUGCGCUGCUGUUAAGGACUAUGAACUCCAGCUCAUGACGUUCAGAGCUUUUGUUGAAUCAACCCAGAAGUCCCCCGUGAAAAGGAGGAGGAUGCACUCUUCAUCAGAUGUCAUCACACAGGAGUUUAUGGAUUUACGCACACGCUACACAGCUCUGGUCACCUUGACAACACAACAUGUCAAGUAUAUAAGUGAUGCACUACGGCGGCUAGAGGAGGAAGAGAAAGAGGUGGAAGAGGAGAGGCAGGCGCGAGUGGGGCAGGUCUCAGAGCUGCUCGGCUGGGUCAAGGGCCUACAGGAGCGCGCUGGCAGAUCUGCCGAACCAUCACUUGCUGCACAGCAGGCUAUUAGUGAGCAGUUAGCAGCUAAAAAAGAAGAAGUUGCUGAAGCUAUCAGGAGCACCCAAGUUUUCCUGAUGUCAAAACGGGCCAGCAAGCUGUCUCCUGAAGAGCGCGUACAGGUGGUCUCCCAGCUGGAUGAGCUGACGGCCACCUACAAUCAGCUGUGUGACAGUUCUGCCGCACAGUUACAACAACUAGAGGAGCAGCACGCAAAAGAGAAGAAGCUCAAGGUUGUGCAGCAGCAGAAGGCAGAAUGCAGUCAAAAACUGGAGAAUCUCACAAUGGGGUUGGCUAGUGUUGCCAGCCUCUUGGCCAAUCAGAGAGUUGGAACUGAGUCAGAUGAUGUGAACAAGUUACAGGAGAAGCAAAGAGAGCUUAAGGAGGUGGAGAAGGACCUUCAGACCAAAAGUGACUUGUUGACUAAGACUAUCCACUCAGUGGAGGAGUUCCUAUCUGAGCACGGUGACAGUUUGAGUCCUGAAGAGAGGCUCGAACUACAGGGGACUCUUUCACAAUUGAAAGAGCAACACUGCUCACUUACAAACUCAGUCCGCUCUUCACUAGCGAAAGUAGACACUGCCAUUGUCACAACACUGCAACAGAACACACAAAGAGCUAAAGCAGAGGAGCAGAUGCAGGAGACACAGGAAAAAAUCGACACACUUCUCCGAGAACUCUCAUCACUAGAUGACUCAAAGAGGAGGUCACUUGGCAUCACUGUCCCUGACACCCCAUCAUCCGUACCCCCGGAGGAUGCUCUAAGUUCUCACAGUGACAUGCUUCAGACUGAGCUGCAGCAGUUAAAAACUCAACAAGCUCACCUUCAGCAGGUGGCCCAGUCUGUCCACUCUCUCCUGGAACAACCCGACUCCAGUGUGCCAGCAGAGGAGAAACAGCGCUUACGGGCAAAACUCGAACAACUACAGAGUCAGCAUCAGGAGCGCCUUCAGAGCUGUCAGGACCGGCUCAGGCGGGCAGAAGCCCUCAGAGAGGAGUUUGCCAAGUUUGUGCAGGAGCAUGGGAGCCUAGGCACAUGGCUGGAUCAGAGUCAACAAGAGCUGCAUUCACUAGGUGAAGGGGAAACUGAUGCAAAGGGCCUAAAAGAUAGGAUUGAGGAGCACAAAAAGCUUGCAGAAGAUGUCAUCUGCCACAAAGCAGAUCUGCGCUUUGUGACGAUCUCUGGCCAGAAGGUUCUGGAUUCUAUCCAGGGGGUCUUGGAGAAGGUGGGCAGUGUGGAUCCAGCUCUGGAGGAAACCAGACAUCUAGUGAGUGGCAAGCUCCAAGAUGCCACACAGCGCUACGGUUCGUUACACAGCAAGUCCUCGGAGCUUGGCACCCGUCUCUCAGGGCUCCUGGAGCGAUACCAGCACUACCAAGAUGAGGCUGCUUCUCUAGUGUCCUGGCUGAGCACUCAGGAGCAAAAUCAGAGUGUAUUUAAACCCAGCGGUGAAACAACGGACACUCAGACAUUGCAGCAUACGCUCAGUACUGUACAGCUGUUGCAGGAUGAGUUGGCAGAGCGUUCAGUACAGCUUGAGAAGGUCAAGAGGGCAGGAAAAGAGCUGGUCAGCACUCAAGAGUCCCCAACUCUCAAAAAUGCAGAUAUUAACAAUCUUACAGAUACUCUGGAGAAGCGCUUUGAAAUCCUGUCUAAUUCAGUGUCAAUGAGAGCCGAACAGCUUCAAACUGCUGUUGCUCAAUCAGUCAGCGUUCAGGAGGGGCUUAAAGCACUGCUGACUUGGUUAGAUGAACUACCUUUAUCACCUGGCACAGUCCAGGCCACCGCUCAAGCAGUUCAGGAUGCCCUGACACAAAAUCAGAAAUUGCGUCAGGAGCUGCUUUCAAGGCAGGGCAGCGUGGAUGCGACUCUGGACUCUGUGUCCAAGCUUCUGAAGUCUGCAGAUGCAUCGACAGCGUCUGGCCUUCAGGGGGCACUACAGGACCUGAGUCAGCGCUACACAGCAGCCCAGGCCAAACAGGCUGAAAGAGAGACUGAGCUGCGAGGACUUUUGCCUAAAUUGGAGAGCUUUGAGCGCCAGAGUGCAGAUCUCCGCAGCUUUGUGCAGAAUCGAGAAAGGGCUCUUAGCCCAUUAGGCCAACCUGACUGCAGUGUGGAUGACUACAGACAGACCAUAGAGGAGGUGAGAUCAGAAAUUGCCCAAGAGUCAAAUCAAUUAGAGUCAUUUGUCGAGCUUGGUUCAGACCUAAGCCAGUCUGGGAUCCUUGCCAAUGUACAAAGCCUUCUGGACACAACCAAAGAGGUUUCUGACGGCUUUGCACACUUGGAAUCCAGUGUCAAUGAGAGAUUUGAUUCCAUCCAGAGCUGCGUCCAGCAGCUGGCAGAGUUCCGCUCUCGCUCUGGCUCCCUCCUCAGGUGGCUGCAGGCAGCACAAGAACAACUUCCUGCCAAAGAGCCCAAUCUAAGCACAGAAAGCCUGCAGAGAAGAGCACAGCAGCUUAAAGAUCUACUCACAGAAUGGGAGACCCAAGGAAGCCAAGUUCUGGAGUUGAACAAGACCAGCUCUCAACUUGAGAAUUUGAUUAUUAACAUCACAUCCCCCAAGAACAAGGCUGGUGUUUCCCAGCUCAAUGGUGCUACCAGCCCAAACAGUGUUAAUGGCAUUCACACCUGUAAAGACUUGACUGAGAUCCAGGUGGCAGUGGCAGAUGUGAACUGCAAGUAUGAGCAGCUGGGCAGUGACCUGAAGGAAAGGAAGGGUAGGCAAGAGGCCUCUCUUGACCUGCGGCAGAAGGCCAGGCAGGGCUCUGAGGCACUCAUCCAGUGGCUGAGCCCCCGUGAACAGAGCCUGGCACAAGGACAGACCGCCUCACCUUCUCGGCCAGAGGUGGCGCGUGCUCAAGCCCAAGAAACUAAGGUUUUGCUUACUGAACUUGCCGAGCAUUCUGGGAAAGUGGAGGAUCUGAAGAACAUUCUCAAGCAGCUGAUAACAGAUAAUCCAGACUCUCCUGAAGCUGAGACAUGGAAACGUCAGCUUGAAGACAUAGACUCACGGUGGACGAAGGCCAAUCAGACGGCAGCACAGAAGCAGACUGAACUGGAGGUGUGUGCUGAUAGACUUGGUAGUUUUGCUACAGCAGCCGGUCAGCUGGGACCAUGGCUACGAGAAAAAGAGCUGAUGAUGAGUGUAUUAGGCCCACUGAGUAUUGACCCCAACAUGCUCAACACACAGAAACAGCAAGUGCAGUUCAUGCUACGUGAGUUUGAGACUCGGCAACCCCAGUUUGAUCAGCUGACUCGGGCAGCGGAGGGAAUCCUCUCCCCAACUGGAGACGAGGGUUCUAGAGAUGGACAGGACUUAGAGGACGUGAGGCAGGAGCUGGCAGACAUUUCACAGCAGUGGGAAGACCUCACCUCUCGUCUCACCGGCCGCUCACAGCAGAUCGACCAGGCACAGGGAACCAGCGAGCGCUACCUGGCCCUGCUCAGGGAGCUGUCUCAGAGCGUGGCUGAUCUAGGUGAGAGGCUGGAUGCGCAGGCCUCUCUAAGCGCUCAGCCUGAAGCCCUGCGCCGUAGGCUUCAGGAAACUGGAGAGAUCCGUGCUGAGCUGGAACAGAGACGGGGUCAACUGGCCCAGGCUGAGCAGCUGUGUUUGGAGCUCAGCACAAUUGUGGCUGAACCAUAUCUCAGAGACGAGUUGCACAAGAGAUUGGAGAGUGUGAGCGGGCCACUCAAAAACUUAGAAGAACGGGCAGCUGAUGGCUUGUCCCAGCUGCAGGCCGCCCUGUCCAGCACUCAGCAAUUCCAGCAGAUGUUUGACGAGCUCCGUGGCUGGUUGGACGAGCAGGCUGGGAAUCACACAGCUGGGGUUUCUGACGCCCUUCCUUGCCAACCUAAAGCUCUAAAGACACUUUUGGCCCAACAAGAGGAUCUCCAGCGAGCCAUAGCACAACAACGUGGAUCCUAUGAGCUCAUCCAGGCUGAGGGGACAUCUUUGCUAGCAUCCCUCCCUGCCGGAGAUGAGCGAUUAGCCCUACAGACGCGAUUAAACACCAUAAGGCAAGACUGGGAGGGCAUGAACCAACAAACCUCGAAUAAACACGGUCGAAUAAAAGAGACACUGUCCCGUGCUGAGCUGUACCAACAACAUCGCAAUGAGCUUGCACCUUGGGUUGCAGAAUGUGAGGAAAGGGAGGCAGAGAUCCACCCAUCACUGGAUCCCUCCGCCUUAGACGAGGCUUUGCAAAAGGCUAGACAGUUGAGCCUAGACUUGGAUCGUCGUUGCCGCCUCUUAGAUUCUCUGAACAAGGCAGCAGAUCAGCUGCUGGAGCAGAGCUGUACUGGUGAAGAGGAAGUGAUGGAUGAAAAAGCCCAGCUUAAUCGCAGGAUAGAUGGUCUUUCUGAACGACUACAGGGAUGCACGGGUCAGUUAGAGGAGCUGGGAAGCAGACUGAAGGAGUUUGAAGAUGGGAGACUGGCUGUGGAGAGAAGACUCGAGGCAGCCAGGCAUCAGAUCGAGGUUCAGGAGGCGCUUGGGCCGCAAGCUUGUAGCAACAAAAGCCUGGAGCGGCUUCGUAACCAACAAGAACUCUUAAACUCUGUACAGCCACAGGUGGUGUACCUGCGAAAUCUGGCUCAGGGGCUGCUGCAGGAUGCGCCCGAGAUCUCCAGGGCCGGCGAAGACGGUGGCCAGAGGCUUUUGCAGCAAGCUCGUGAUACGGAAAAAGAGUUUGAAGACGUUACUGAGAAGACAGAGCAAUGCUGCUUAUCCUUGGAGUCCCGGCUGCAAGGUGUGGGAGAAGUCCAGUCACGUGUUCGGGAUGUUUUCUCCCGCCUGGCUGAUUUGGACGACGAGUUGGACAGCCUUAGUCCUGUGGGACGGGAUACUGACUCCUUGGCCUCACAGGCUGAUGCUGUUAGGGGCUUCCUGAGUCGACUGGGUGCCCUCCGUGCCGAGCUAGAGAGUCAUGGUGGAGAAUGCACGACUAUGCUGCGUAGAGAGGGAAGCUCUCCUGAUCUUCUGGCCCUCAGGAGAGAGACUGAAGCACUAAGCAGACAGGCAGGCAAGCUGGCAGAGCGGGGCCAGAACCGUCUGGCACUCAUAGAAGCCGCAGAAGAGCGAAUGAAGGAGUUCUACGCCCGUCUAGCUGACCUACAAGGGUUGCUGGGACGGGCAGAGGAUGUGCUGAACACACAGGCCGUCGUGGGGACAGAAGUGGAGGUCAUCAAACAGCAGCUGCAGGAAUUCAAGGCCGUAGAAAGGGAGCAGAUAGACAGCAUUCAGCCUAAACUGCAACAUGUCAACGCUGUGGGUCAAGGUCUUAUCCAGAGUGCAGCAAAACACACUGACACUCAGGGCCUGGAACAUGACUUGGAGACCACAAACCUGCACUGGAACUCCCUCAACAAGAGGGUUGCUGAAAGAAUCGCACAGCUGCAGGAGGCCCUGUUGCAUUGUGGGAAGUUCCAAGAUGCUCUAGAGCCACUCUUGAGCUGGCUUAGUGACACAGAGGAGCUCAUAGCCAAUCAGAAACCUCCAUCUGCUGAGUACCGGGUGGUCAAGGCACAAAUUCAGGAGCAGAAGCUGCUGCAACGGUUACUGGAUGACCGCCUUGGGACGGUAGAAAUGAUCAGGGCAGAAGGAGAGCGAAUCGCUGCUACGGCUGAGACACAAGACAGAGACAAAAUCCAGAAACAACUUAAGAGCCUAGGAGAGAGAUGGACAAAUCUGCUGGAAAAGGCCAGUGCCAGGCAGCGGCAGCUAGAGGAGCUGCAGGUGUUAGCGCAGCAGUUUCACGAGGCAGUGGAGCCGCUCAGUGAGUGGUUGAGUGCGACAGAGAGACGCCUGAGCUCCGCUGAGCCAAUGGGAACCCAGACCUCCAAAAUCACACAGCAGAUUGUAAGACACAAGGCUCUCCAAGAGGAAGUAUCCUCUCGGGAGAAUGAUGUAAACCAUCUCGAGACCCUCAGUCAAUCACUGCACCCGCUCAGCUGUGUGGCUGAUCGUGAUUUGCUGGGUGAACGUGUGGCGGCAGUGCGCAACGGGCACACAGGGCUACAUGAUUGGUGCAGUCGGAGAGAGGCCAUGCUGGAGCAGGCUCUGGCCAAUGCACAGCUAUUUGGAGAAGAAGAAGUGGAAGUCCUUAACUGGCUAGCUGAGGUGGCGCAGAGACUGGCUGAGGUCUCAGUGCAGAGUUAUCAGCCGGAGCUACUAGAGCAGCAACACAAACACACACUGGCUCUUAAUGAAGAGAUUAUCAGCAGGAAGAAGACAGUGGACCAAGCCAUUAAGAAUGGACAGGCUCUGCUCAAGCAAACUACUGGUGAGGAGGUACUGUUGAUUCAAGAAAAGCUAGAUGGCAUCAAAAGCCGCUAUGCAGAAAUGACAUCAGGCAGCAGCAAGGCCCUCCGUACUCUCGAACAGGCCCUUCAGUUGGCCACGCGAUUUGCUAGCUCGCACGAUGACAUCAGCCAGUGGUUGGAUAGCGUGGAGGCGGAGCUUAACAUUGACCCAGACACAACACCAGCCUAUCAGGACAGACAGAGGGAGCUGAAGUGCGUGUCUGCUGAGAAGAGGUUAGUUCUGGACACAGUGAAUGAGGUAGGCAGUGCUUUACUGGAUCUGGUGCCCUGGCGUGCACGGGAAGGUCUGGACCGCCUGGUCGCCGAUGCCAAUCAGCGCUACCGCCAAGCAGAUGAGACCAUCACACAGAGAGUGCAGUUAGUGCAGGCUGCCAUCCAAAGGUCACAGCAGUAUGAGGAGGCAGUUGAUGCAGAGCUGACCUGGGUCGGAGAGACCGAGAGGAAGCUGGCAUCUCUAGGACCUCUGAGUCUGGAGCCUGAUGUGACUGUGGCACAGCUCCAGGUGCAGAGGGCCUUUAACAUCGAUAUCAUCCGUCACAAAGAUACUGUGGACCAACUCCUUAAGACACGAGAGGAUAUCCUGGAGAGCUGCAGUGAACAGCAGAGAGAGGCUCUGAAGGUGAAGACAGACUCUUUAAGUGCUCGUUAUGAAGCAGUAAAUCAGAGUCAUGCUGAGCGCUUCUCAGCUCUAGAGCAGGCUCAGGUCCUGGUAGCACGGUUCUGGGAGACGUAUGAGGAACUUGAACCCUGGCUGGGUGAGACCGAGACUCUGAUUAUCCAGCAACCCCCUCCCGCCAUUGACACAGAAGCGCUCCGACAACAGCAAGACCAGAUGAGGCUUUUGAGAGAGUCCAUCGCUGAGCACAAGCCUCACAUUGAUAAACUGCUAAAGAUCGGUCCACAGCUGGCAGAACUCAGUGCCCAGGAAGGGGCAACAUUGAGACAACGUUAUAAUGAAGCAGAGAGGCGUUACCUCAACAUCAAAGAGGAGGUCAAAAGUCGAGCCAGGGUGCUGGAUGAAGCAGUGUCACAGUCUGUCCAGCUGGUAGAGUUCCACGAUAAGAUGGACCCUCUUUUGGAGACUCUGGAAGGAGCAGUUCAACGCUUGCGUCAGCCACCUCCAGUGGCGGCCGAGGUGGAGAAGAUCCGGGAGCAACUUGCGGAGCACCGUGCUACAGGACUAGAGCUGGACAAACUCCUUCCAUCUUUCAGCGCCCUGUGUGCCCGAGGAGAAGAGCUCAUCGGUCGCGCCCCACACGACGAUCCUGCUGCCCAGGCGGUGCGUUCGCGUCUCUUACGACUGCGUUCUCUGUGGGAUGAGAUCAGGCAGAGGGCAGAGGAAAGAGAAGGAAAGCUUCAGGAUGUUCUAGAUCUCUCCGGGAAGUUCUGGGCCGACAUGGCCGCUCUGCUAAGCACACUUCGUGACUCUCAGGAUAUUGUGAGAGAUCUGGAGGACCCAGGGGUGGAUCCUUCACUUAUAAAACAACAAAUAGAGGCAGCCGAGGCCAUUAAGCAAGAGACAGAUGGGCUGAGGGAAGAACUGGAGAUCGUACGAACACUUGGAGCUGACCUUAUCUUUGCCUGCGGAGAGACUGAGAAACCAGAGGUCAAGAAGACCAUCGAUGAGAUGAAUGCAGCCUGGGAAAGCUUGAACCGCACGUGGAGAGAGAGAAUGGAGAGGCUGGAAGAGGCCAUGACUGCCUCUGUACAGUACCAGGAUGCUCUUCAGGGCAUGUUUGACUACUUGGACAAUGCUGUCAUCAAACUUUGUGAGAUGCCAGCUGUAGGGACAGACCUCAGCACUGUUAAACAACAGAUCGAGGAGCUCAAGCAAUAUAAAGUGGAAGUUUACCAGCAGCAGAUUGACAUGGAGAAGCUUUGCCACCAAGGAGAGCUGCUGCUCAAGAAAGUGAAUGACCAAACAGACCGAGACAUGAUCCAAGAGCCUCUCACUGAGCUGCGCCACCUGUGGGAUAACCUGGUGGACAAAAUCACAAUCAGACAGCACAAACUGGAGGGUGCACUGUUGGCCCUAGGCCAGUUCCAGCAUGCUCUCUCUGAGCUGCAGUCCUGGCUCAGUCACACUCACGCCACACUGGACACCCAGCGACCCAUCAGCUCUGACCCCAAGGCCAUCGAAAUUGAGCUGGCUAAGCAUCAUGUUUUAAGAAACGACGUGCUGUCCCAUCGGGCUACAGUGGAGACGGUGAACAGCGCAGGCUCUGAGCUGCUAGAGUCCAGUCCUGGAGACGAAAUCAACCACCUGAGAGACCAGCUGGAUGAGCUCAACCGCAGCUGGAAGAACCUUCUGCUAAAGACUGAUGAGAGGCAGAAGCUUUUGGAAGCUGCCCUGCAACAGGCGGAGGGUUUCCAUGGAGAGUUGGAAGAGUUUCUGCUGUGGCUCAGACGCACAGAGAGUCAGCUGUCCGCUGCCAAACCCACAGGUGGCCUGCCUGAGACCGCCAGAGAGCAGCUGCAGCAACACAUGGAGCUGGAGGCUCAGUUGACCCAGAGGAGUGAGCAGUACCAUCGACUACUGGAUCAGGGAGAGUCCAUUCUGCUGGCCAGAGGAGGGGAGGAUGCUGGACCUGGGACCACCCAGACCCAGCAAAACAUGGCCAUGCUUCAGAACAAGUGGACCAGUCUCAAUACCAAAAUGGAUGACAGAAGGGAUAAACUGGAGGAAGCGGUCUCGUUGGCGACAGGGUUCCAGACCUCCCUGCAGGACACCAUAAACUGGCUGACACAGGCAGAGCAGACUCUCAACAUGGCUCAGCCACCCAGCCUCAUUCUCGACACCGUCCUAUUCCAGAUAGAUGAGCACAAGGUGUUUGUGAAUGAGGUGAACACUCACAGAGAGCAGGUUCUGGCUCUGGAGAAAGCUGGCUCUCAGCUGCGGUUUGCCAGUCUCAAACAGGAUGUGGUUCUAAUCAAGAACCUGCUGCUCAGUGUACAGGCCCGCUGGGACAAACUGGUGCAGAGAUCACUAGACCGAGGACGGCACCUGGAUGAGGCCCGCAAGAGAGCCAAACAGUUUCAUGAGGCCUGGAGGAAACUGACAGACUGGUUAGAGGAAGCAGAGAGCAGGCUGGACUCUGAGCUGGAAAUCUCUAAUGAGCCUGAAAAGAUUAAAAUCCAGCUGGCCAAACAUAAGGAGAUCCAGAAGUCUCUUGGCUCCAAGCAGCCAGUGUAUGACACCACAGUGCGCUCUGGGAAGGCCAUGAGAGACAAGGCAACAUUGCCAGCAGACACACAAAAACUGGACAACUUGUUGGGUGAGGUCCGUGACAAAUGGGACACCGUUUGUGGAAAGAGCGUGGAGAGACAACACAAGUUGGAGGAAGCCCUCUUGUUCUCAGGUCAGUUUGCUGAGGCUCUCCAGGCGCUUGUUGAUUGGCUGUAUCGUGUUGAACCUCAGCUUGCAGAGGACCAGCCUGUCCAUGGAGAUCUGGAUCUGGUUUCCAACCUAAUGGACUCACAUAAGGUCUUUCAGAAAGAGCUGGGGAAAAGGACCAGUAGUGUACAGGCUCUAAAGCGGUCUGCCCGAGAGCUGAUGGACACGGGCCGGGACGACACCGCCUGGGUCAAAGUUCAACUGCAGGAGCUCAGCAACCGCUGGGAAACAAUCUGUGCCCUGUCUGUUUCAAAACAGACUCGUCUUCAGCAGGCCCUCAAACAGGCAGAGGAGUUCCGCACAGCUGUUCAGAUGUUACUGGAGUGGCUUUCGGAGGCGGAGCAAACAUUGCGUUUCCGGGGCGUCCUGCCAGAGGAGGCAGAGACCCUGCAAGCACUACUGCACACGCACCGGGAAUUCAUGCAGACGGUGGAGGAGAAGAGAGUGGAUGUCAAUAAAGCUGCUGGCAUGGGUGAAGCCAUCCUAUCUGUGUGCCACCCAGACUGCAUCACAACCAUCAAACACUGGAUCACCAUCAUCAGAGCUCGCUUUGAAGAGGUGCUGACAUGGGCCAAACAGCACGAGCAGCGCUUGGAGACGGCCCUGACUGAAUUGCUCAACAAUGCUACACUCCUGGAGGAGCUGUUGUCAUGGCUACAGUGGGCGGAGACCACCCUGGUGCAGCGUGAUACUGAAGCACUCCCCCAGGACAUUACUCAGCUGAAGACACUGAUUACAGAGCAUCAGGUGUUUAUGGAAGAAAUGACGCGAAAACAGCCUGAUGUUGACAAAGUGACAAAGACAUACAAGAGGAAACCAGCAGAACAUCCCAGCAGCCUGUCAGAAAGGAGAGGGGCCCGAAAACAGCAGCAGCAGCAGCAGCAACAACAGCACUCAGUACAGGUGACUGGUGGUAACCCUCGCCUCACCCAGCUCUGCUCCCACUGGCAACAAGUCUGGCUGCUCGCCCUCGAUCGCCAGCGCAAGCUGAACGAUGCUCUCGACAGACUAGAGGAGCUUAAAGAGUUUGCCAACUUUGACUUUGAUGUGUGGAGGAAGAAAUACAUGCGCUGGAUGAACCACAAGAAGUCUCGAGUCAUGGACUUCUUCAGACGCAUCGACAAGGACCAGGAUGGAAAGAUCACUCGCCAAGAGUUUAUCGACGGGAUCUUGGCAUCAAAGUUCCCUACCAGCAGGCUGGAGAUGACUGCUGUUGCUGAUAUCUUUGACCGUGAUUGUGAUGGUUACAUCGACUACUAUGAAUUUGUGGCUGCUUUGCACCCUAACAAAGAUGCUUACAGACCCACAACAGACGCUGAUAAGAUCGAGGAUGAGGUCACCAGACAAGUGGCCCAGUGCAAGUGUGCCAAGAGGUUUCAAGUGGAACAGAUUGGAGAGAACAAGUACAGGUUCUUCCUUGGGAAUCAGUUCGGAGACUCACAGCAGCUGCGUCUUGUACGAAUCCUGCGCAGUACCGUCAUGGUUCGAGUUGGAGGAGGGUGGAUGGCGCUGGAUGAAUUCCUGGUGAAGAACGACCCUUGUCGAGUGCAACAUCCAGGACUUAAAAUCCUCCGUUCUGACUCCAGCAGCUCCAUAUCAUCUCGCAUAGCUCGUGGACGUACCAACCUGGAGCUUCGAGAAAAGUUCAUUCUUCCAGAGGGUCUGUCGGCCUUCCGGUCCCGUGGGCGGCGAUCCAAACCUUCGUCACGCACGGCUUCGCCCACCCGUUCAUCUUCAUCUGCAUCACACAGUGCCCACAGCUGCGCCUCUCUACCCUCCGCACCUGCAACGCCCACGGCCUCCUCAAGGUCCUCCCAAUCCCAAUCUCGUGGCUAUGCCAAGCCCUGGCUGGCACACAGUAAAACUCCAACACCAACCAAGUGCCAGUCCUGCCCAGAGCACAGCCAGACCCCUGGGCAUGAGGGAGGCUCCUCAUCUAAGCUGAAAAGACCACCUUUCCAUUCCAGCCGUGGCUCCUUAACUGGUGAGAACGGUGGAACACCAGCUGCUGCUAAACCUGGACGCACCGACACCAAACGCACCCCGUCCUCGACGAGCGGCCCAGCCAGUCGAGCGGGGAGUCGUGCUGGAAGCCGCGCCAGCAGCCGAAGGGGCAGCGACGCUUCAGACACGUCUGAGCUCAUGGAGACACGCUCCGCUUGCUCCGACACCUCAGACACCCCUCGACGGCCCGGGGCCAAACCCUCCAAAAUACCCACCAUCUCCAAGAAGACCCCCAGCCCCAAAACACCAACGGCCAAGAAAUGAAGUCGCCGACUUAUGAGUCUAUGUGACUGACUCUGAACCAGCAGGAGGAGAACACCAACACUUUCCUCUCCCAGACGAGACAUCUCUAACACCGCUACACUACCCCGAUCAAUACCUACCAUAAUGCUGCCUUAUUUGUGUUCUACAUCAUGUCCUUAAUUUGACUGACAUUUCGUUUUCUUGAAUGUGUGAGCAGACAUAUCUACACAGACACUCAGGCGGGAUGUCGCUAUUCUUCACUAUGAAUUUGCACCCGCCCGUCACUCUCCAAACCUCAUUCAUGGUUGUCACUUUGGUUGGACAAACUCGCCCUUUUCACAGGUAUGCAGACCAGUCUCACCUGGGUGUCUGUGCCACCGCAAACAAGAGGAAAUCAAUUAAAAACAGAGACGUUUUCCUCCUGGACACUUGGGACUUUUUGGACUCGUGUUUGUAUGUAUGUGUGUAUGAAUCUGUGGUUGUUCCUGUCAUGGUAAAUGAACGCAGUAAUACAGAGAGGAAGUGGAGGAGGAUACAUAUCUCUAGCCUUUCCACGGCGUGAAGACUCCUAUAGCGCACAGCACACGGGUUCCACGCGCUCGCACCGACCGUCUUCUCCGCUGUGUGUCCACACAGUCUAGUUGUGUCCUUUUGUUAAAGACGUCAUGUUACAGAGCUGUUCCACAGUAUGCAAAGAUGAUUACAAUUGUGAAUGUGUGUUUCAUGGUUAAUUAAUAAUGCUGUCAUUUUGUUUCUUUUUUAGAAUAAAGAGCUGUAUUUAUUUGUGAUUGCAAAAGAGUUAUAUCAACUCUUAAGAAUGACUAGUAUUAACACAACAGGAAUCGCUCUUGGUUUCGUUUUUGUACAUCUGCUCCUGACGUAAUGAAUUUCUCGGACUGAUCGUUUCUGAUGUUAUAACUGACCAGGAAGCUUACUGAUUCCAAUGGUGGCCUUUUUGCCGGUGACUACACACUUUAGAUGCCGUCAUCAGUGGCUUCCUUGUUGUUCUUUCGUGACGGAAGCACCCUAAAUAAUGAAUGAUGGGGGCGGCUCACGUAGCCCCCGUUAAAAACAGCGCUUUGAAUCUUGUCUUUGACAAGCUGAAGUAUAUGAAUACCUGAAGAAAGGUGAUUUUUAUUUAUUUAUUGUGUAUUUGGGAGGGAGGUGAGGGCUGUGAAAGGAUCCACCUUUUGAUUGUGUUCCUCUUUUGACAUGACUGAGAGAAACAGCAGUGCAAUUGUGUAAAAGUAAAGAAGUUAUGAUUAUAAAUCAUUUUUGUUUUCUUUUGUAUUAAAACAAUGCUUGCAGUAAAA
Molecule: messenger RNA, 17959 nt
Organism: Carassius auratus (goldfish)
Lineage: Eukaryota; Metazoa; Chordata; Actinopteri; Cypriniformes; Cyprinidae
Product: microtubule-actin cross-linking factor 1-like
Biological process (GO): wound healing; regulation of focal adhesion assembly; intermediate filament cytoskeleton organization
Cellular component (GO): membrane; cytoplasm; actin cytoskeleton
Molecular function (GO): microtubule binding; cadherin binding; structural molecule activity
Source: RefSeq, a predicted model, not a curated record